Molecule: messenger RNA, 1284 nt
Organism: Pediculus humanus corporis (human body louse)
Lineage: Eukaryota; Metazoa; Arthropoda; Insecta; Psocodea; Pediculidae
Exons: 3
Coding region: 1-1284 (427 amino acids)
Molecular function (GO): lipid binding
Source: RefSeq, a predicted model, not a curated record
AUGUUUGUAAAUUCGAAUGAUAAAUUUACUAUUAAUCAUCAUGAACAACUACUUUUUCAAAAGAAAAUUUCCGAACAACUUAUUCAAAUUUUAAAUCAUUACAAACAAGAAGAUCCGAUUGGUUUACCAAAUGCUCCAGUACCGGAUCCAAUGGCCAUACCAGACAUGAAACAUUCAUUUUCCGUUGCAACAAUGAAUUUUAAAAAUUCAAGCGUUCACGGUUUAUCCAUAUUCAGAAUAGAAAAAAUCGAAUCCAAUGUCGCCGACAUGGAGGUUUUGGUAGCAAUGUCAAUCGAACAGCUUCUUAUAAAAGGACAAUACACCAUGUCCACGUGGUUUAGUAGACAACAGGGUGAUUUUAAUGUUACACUAUCGGGGGUGUUAAUAAAAGGACUUGCAAGUAUGGAAGUAAAUCAAAAUGGACAGUUGGAAGCACAGAAUAUAAAUAUGGAUAUUACUUUUCAAAACAUUGCAAUGAAUUUUCAAAAUUUGGGAUUUAUGGGAAGUAUAUUUCAGGGUAUAAUUAAUUCUGUGGGAACGUUUUUAUUUGACAGCAUCAAACCUUUGAUUCUAAGCCAGGUAAAUGAUAAUGUAAGAGGAGAUGUAAACAAACACAUAAUGGAACUACCGCAAAGAUUUCCUAAUUCGAUAUCACCGUUGGAUAUGUUCAUAUCAGAAAUGAGAAAAUUUGCAAGAAUAAAAAAAUUCGAUCCGUACAAAAUUGAUAACUAUAAUAAUUCUGCUGGAAUAUUCACCGUGGAAUUAACUAAUACUUGGGUUACGGGUUUAGCAAGUUUUUACAGGGUGGGAAAUGUUACUCUCACAAUGAAAGAAAAAGUUUUAUAUGCUGGAUUACACGUUGGUACCAAUCAAUUAUUUGGAAGUUGCCAAUGGGAAAUCGGUGUCGCAGGUUUAAUGUCAAGAGCUGGAACGGUUUCUUUUACGACGGAAUACAUUCAAGUAAACGUGACGGUAGCUCAGCCAUUGGAUGUAAGAAAAAAGCCUAAAAUUGAAGAUUUUAAUUUAAAACUCGGAAACAUUCAAAUGCGUGUCAACGGUGCUGGAACAACUGAUUAUGUUUUAGAAUUUCUCGUUAAUAUUCUUCCGAAUAUAUUAAGAUAUCAAAUAGUUGAUGCCAUCGAAAAUCCCAUUAAACAACACUUUCAAAAUUAUAUUGAUCUUAUUAAUAUUGAACAAAUGAUUGACGAAAAAUUACCGACAUUUUAUGAAUUAUUGGCUUUGAACGACACCGUUAAUCCCGAAGUUAACGAUAUUGAAUUUUAA